AUGCAUCUCAUCCUCACUGGUGCCACUGGCCUUGUCGGCUCAGGCGUUCUGGACGCCAUGCUCCAGAACAGCGCAAUCUCCAGAAUCUCAAUUCUCAGUCGAAGACCUGUGAAAAUGGCAGAAGAUGCCAAAGACCCCCGGGUCCAUGUCAUUACCCAUAAGGAUUUCGAGACAUACCAGCCCGAGCUACUUGAGCAAUUGAAAGACGCAGACGGAUGCGUUUGGGCGUUGGGAAUAAGCCAAAACAGCGUCGACAAAGAACAAUACAUCAAGAUCACUAAAGACUACGCCCUAGCAGCCGCAAAUGCAUUCUCCACCCUCAAGCCCUCAAACCCCCCUUUCCGAUUCAUCCACGUAUCCGGCGAAGGAGCAACCCAGGAACCAGGAAUGCUCUCGCAGCUAUUCGCAAAGGUCAAGGGCGAGACCGAGACACUUCUCGGCGAGAUAUCAGCCAAACACCCAGGUACAUUCCAAGUGGACAGUGUUCGACCCGCAGGCGUCGAUCCAACCGGACACGACGCUAUCAAGCCGUAUCUCCCAGAUCAAGGAUUCCUGUACAAAGCUAUGGGAGUCGUUCUCAUGCCCAUGAUCAGAAAUUUCUACAAAUCGUUCCAUUCACCCACACCUGAACUUGGUUCAUUCUUGACUCAAUUGGCGAUGGGAAAGAUGGAUUCUAAGAUGCAGGGCCCUGGUGUGUUCAGACUUGGUGGUGGUUAUGUCGUUGAGAAUAAAGCGGUUCGGAGAAUGAUGGCUAUGUGA
This is a messenger RNA of Penicillium cosmopolitanum, 759 nucleotides long. Its product is annotated as putative nucleoside-diphosphate-sugar epimerases. The transcript has 2 exons. Bases 1 to 759 code for a protein of 252 amino acids. The record is from RefSeq and is a predicted model, not a curated record. NCBI's taxonomy places the organism in Eukaryota, Fungi, Ascomycota, Eurotiomycetes, Eurotiales, Aspergillaceae.